AUGGAUUACAACCCGUUUUCCAAGCUGUUGGGAAUGAUGCCCAAAGUUGACGCCACAGCUACAGAUGAGAUAGUCAAGACGUUCAGCAAGCUAAUUCGGUUUGAAAAAAAAGCGCAGUCGCAGAGAGCCGAGCUUCACCGCCAGAUCUUCGAGUGGGGGAAUAAGCUCCAAGAUGAGAAUGCCAGGAAACUGUUGAAUGAGUUUGCCAAAUGUAUUAAAGAGAGUUAUAUUGCUGAAAACGAUUCAAUUCACAAGCAAGAAAAUGUUUGCUUCCAAGUGAGCAACGUCCAGAAACGCGAGAAGAAGGCGAUGGAUCUCAACACCAGGAAACUGAGGCUCUACAAACAGCUCCGUGCAAGGGAGGGCAAGAAAGGUGAAGAUCUGAGCGUCUCUUUGGCACGUGAAGAGUUGGAGGAGCUCGAUAUUAGCAUUCAGGUUGUCGAGGAGCAAAUGAUCCGUUUUAUCAAUAGUGCUUUAAGAGGCUGCUUGGCCGAUUACGUCUUUACAGUUCAGGCUGGUUGCAUGGAUGUCAGAGGAGCCUGUGAUAUUUUCUUUGAGUGUUUGAAUUAUGACAGUUCUGGAUCGUUCAAGCGUCAUACUCAAGAGGUUAUAGAGAAGACGCCACCUAGAAGUAAGAGCUCCAAUCAUGGCAUUCUGGGAGACGUAUCCAAGACCGUGAACAACCACCAGAAGUCAAACGACAUCAAGAACGAAAACUGUCUUGAGUGUGAAGUCACUGGUCAUAAGUCGAACAGCACCAAGAAUCGUGUUACCAGCAAACUUUUUGGUAAUACGAGACCUGUUACAGUUGAUAGUGAUGCGGCUGCACAGUAUCCCGGUAACCUUGGACUGAGAAUUCCAAGUAAUCUUGGUAUGGCAGAUCCUUGGGUACGUCAUAACUGA
Kuraishia capsulata CBS 1993 is the source of this 903-nucleotide messenger RNA. RefSeq lists its product as uncharacterized. The coding region runs from base 1 to 903 and encodes 300 amino acids. The record is from RefSeq and is a predicted model, not a curated record. The transcript has a single exon. NCBI's taxonomy places the organism in Eukaryota, Fungi, Ascomycota, Pichiomycetes, Pichiales, Pichiaceae.